Messenger RNA from Pecten maximus, 3013 nucleotides. RefSeq names its product transmembrane protein 41A-A-like. NCBI's taxonomy places the organism in Eukaryota, Metazoa, Mollusca, Bivalvia, Pectinida, Pectinidae. The record is from RefSeq and is a predicted model, not a curated record.
AUGACGACGAUAUACCCCCCGACGAUACACUGCGAGGACCUAAAAUUCCCACGGAAUCUUAAAGAAUUGACCAGCCUGGCUAUCCUUCUUCAGGAAUACAAGACUGACCACAUAUCAUAUGUCCUUCUACUGUUCUGCAGUGCCUACCUCUAUAAACAGUCCUUCGCCAUUCCAGGAUCUGUGUUCAUGAACCUGUUAGCUGGGGCUUUGUUCCCUACAUGGCUUGGCUUUGUCAUUGUCUGUACUCUGACAGCCUGUGGGGCCACCUGUUGUUACACAUGGUCAAAACUGUGUGGGAAAGAAUACGUCAUCAGAUUCUUUCCAGAUAAAGUCAGUUUUCUACAGCAAAAGGUAAAGGAUAACAUGGACAGCCUGUUUUAUUUCCUGCUGUUCUUGAGAUUUUUCCCGAUGACGCCAAACUGGUUCCUAAACAUCGCAUCACCGAUUGUCAACAUUCCAGUACACAUGUUCUUCCUCUCUGUGUUCAUAGGUUUAAUUCCAUACAACUUCAUAUGUGUUCAGACUGGCAGUAUGCUAUCUGAACUCCGAUCUAUAGAGGAUAUAUUUACGCCCUGGACGAUGGCCAAGCUAGGAUUUAUAGCAGUGAUGGCACUUGUGCCAGGGCUGGUCACAAAGAGACUAAAGAAGAACAUUAAGACUGACUGACUAGAUAAAGAGAAAAUUUAGUUAAUAUUUAUCCUAUAUAUUUACAGUAAAUCCGGGUUUUUUUACGGAGACAUUUUUUAUAUUGUUGAUAAUAACCUUUUAUUGAUAAUGCUACAUACCAUGGAUAGGAACUCUACAAAACUGUGAUGUGAUUUAUAAAAAAUUUGUAGGAACUGAAAAUCUGUAUUGAUUGAACAAUAUUGUAUGUUAUUUAAGAUAUGUGGUGAUUUACAUUCCUUGUAUUCCUGACAGUUCUUGGAGUCUUGUCCUAUAUACUGUACUAAUAUUGAUAUCUACAAUUGUUUUUCUCAUUACUCUUAACAUACACAGUUAUCCUAUUUUAGUGGUUUUCACACUAGAAGAAUUACGUUAAUUCUGCUAAUGGCACUUUCUAUAUACUGUUUCAAUGUAAAAUAAUUUUGGCACGCCAUUUAAUCUACAAUGUAUGUGCUAAUUUGUUAAAUUAGGAAAUGCUCUAAAAUCACAGUAUGCCAAAUAAAGUAUAUUUACAGUAGUUUCAAAGAUUCAAUUGAAUAAUAAAAAAUAGCAUUGAAAAGGUAAUGAAGAAAAGUAUGGUGCAUUUCGAAAUUUUUGCCACAAAUUUACCAAUUUUGCUGCAAACCUUCACUUGUAUUGAACUAUUAAAAACAAUCUGUUCUAUUGAAUGUAUGUUAUUGUAGAUGAAAUAUGGGUUCAGUCCGGUGUAUAUUUAAUUAUUGAUAUGCAUAAUACAUGUAGUUCAAUGCAUGCAGUGAAAUGUAAUCAGUUGUGCCGUUGUUGUCAUAUUAUUGUACAAGACACAACUGGCGAUCACCAAUGCCUAUAUUGCCAUUUCAUGUAAAUAUGUUAUUUAGUAAUUUAAUGGUACGUGUCUACACAGUAACAAUUUAAAUUAUUUUUAAAUUAUUUGUGUUUGUGUUGCUGUGGUAAGACCACAUAACCAUCCAGUAUUUUAUAGUGAAAACAUCAAAAUUUUAUGAUAUAUACAUCAAAUACAUGUCUCAAUUACACAGUAAGGGCAUCUCAUGAACAUGAUUACUUUUCUGUUGGACUUUAAAUGGAAUUUUAAAGUUAAGACAUGUAGUGUUAAAAACACAUGUUUUUACCUUUCUUACAAAAAAACAUAGAUAAUUUACAAAUUAAUAACUUUUUUUUUAUUCAAAAGUUCACAAUGAAUUUUGAUUAUGUUAUAGACUAUAUAUAUAUGUAACUACAUGUAUAUACCGAAAGCUAGUACAGUACACAGGUAGUUUGCAGAAAGAUUUGAGGGAUAUGAUCUUGUCAAAAGUUUUUCCAUUAAUCAAGCCAUUCCAUUAUCUGGCCUCUUUUGGCUAGGGAACAAAGGUGGCAGGAGGUACAGGGAGCGACUAUAAUUAAGAAAAUACUAGAGUAUUGAUAGAACUAUCCUGCAUAAGAAAUAUAUUUCACUCGUAUGACAGGAUAUUUCAAUAUUUUUCACUUGUGCUUCGCACUCGUGAAAAUAUCAAUAUUCUGUCAUACUCGUGAAAUAUAUGUUAUAUUCAACGGGAAACCAUUCAAUAUCCUAUAUAUUUUAUUCAGAGUUUCAUUCCUGUUUGGGUUGACACUUUUUAACAAUUGAAUAUUAUUUUCUUUUAAUUUUUCAAAUUUUACUUUUAUUAUAAUAAUUAUAAUAUAAAGUGAAAAUGAAUUACUGUUCAAAGAUUAAGCAUGAAACAUUGUGAUUUUUCAGCAAGGUAUCUUGAGAUGUUGCAUGUUUAAAUAAUCAAAUGCAUACCUUGAUUAUUGUCAUUGUUAUUUGAAGAGAUACAUAUUGUUUUAAAAUAUAACCAUAACGAAAAAAGAUCGCAAACUCACAAUACCUGGUAUCAUAUACUGUACUUGUAUUUGAUUUGUUAGGAUAAAUUUUUCCUUUUAUCAUGCAUUUUUUUAAUAAAAAAUUGAAAUGCUCAAGAAUCUUUAAAGUUCCAAAUCAUUCUCUAAACUUCUCACAAAAACAAUAUUUCAGUUACCAAGAUGAAAAUUAACUCACAAAAUAAGUUCACAGAAUGCUUUAAAACUUAGACAAAAGAGACAAUCAAAAGAGUGUUUGAUCAACUUAAUAUCAUCCCAUAAUAAAUGUGUUGAUUUAAGGUUUGUAUUUUUCUCCUUUUGCCCUGUUAUACAGAGCUAUAAAUAACUCAAAAUCAUAUACAUGUACAUCAAAUAUAUUUUAUCUUUACAUGAUGAUAAAGAUGAGUUUAACAGAAAACCAACAACUGUGAUAGAAUUGGGAACAAAUAUUUAGUCAUUGAAAUAGAGAUUCUAAUACAAAUUUAUGAUGUUAAAUGUCAGCGUUAUUGGGCACAUAUAUAUGGUUAUUUGUAUA